AUGUAUUGUAAAUACUCUGUUCCUAUUCCACAUAGCAGGCUAAUGGUAAUAUCUUUCGUUGACUUUGAUGUGGGUCCCCCAUCAUGCAGAUAUGACUUUGUGAAGAUUGCUAAUGAUCGGAACUAUAGCUUUGGUAAAUACUGUGGUCCGAGGACUGGACAAACAGUUGUAGUUGAUGGAAACUACGCCUUGAUAACAUUCCGUUCAAACUCAAGGGUGAAAAAAAGAGGAUUCUUCUUCCGUUUCAAAACGGGUUUUGAUGUCCCACCCAAAAUAUCCUUAUCAGCCGUUGUGGAAGCUCUCCCAGGUUACAGAGUAAAAAUUCCAGUGACUGGAACUCCACCGAUAUACACAGCAAUAAUAAGAAACUCCACCGUGUUGGUAAACACAACAGAUACUGCAGCAUUUCAGUUCUACGAUGAGUCAAAUUUCACCUCUGUAGCGAUUAACAAGUAUGGAUAUGAUGUGAAGGAGUUUUCUGUGAUUUUUAAAGGUGAAGAAAUUUCAUCUAACUUAAGAUUAUAA
Messenger RNA from Stylophora pistillata, 525 nucleotides. RefSeq names its product exoskeleton protein RP43. Lineage: Eukaryota; Metazoa; Cnidaria; Anthozoa; Scleractinia; Pocilloporidae. Gene Ontology annotation, molecular function: protein binding. The record is from RefSeq and is a predicted model, not a curated record.